Linum tenue is the source of this 1603-nucleotide messenger RNA. Lineage: Eukaryota; Viridiplantae; Streptophyta; Magnoliopsida; Malpighiales; Linaceae. The record is from the annotation of a GenBank genome assembly.
UACUACUACUGUUCUAUGGUUCAAGUCAAAAGAGAGAAACGACUUUCAGUAAUUAGUUCUUCAAUUCUCCCUUGACAGAGGGCACAAAGUUGAAAAGGUUCUAUCAUCGGAAGCCAAAGCCAACCCGUUCGUUGCCUAGUGCGAGACUGCUUCUUGCUGUGUGAUGGAUCAUCCGCCAUGGUUGCCAUUUGACUGGAUUGCUGAAACUAAAGUAGUAAAGAAGGGACCAAGUAGCGGAUCCACUUAUAAGUGCUAUACAGAGUUGGCAACAGGGAAAAGGUUUUAUUCAAAACCAAAGGUACUCUCCUAUCUCGAUCUUGCCGGGCAGAACAAUGGUGACAACUCUAACGAGCAGGCAUCACCUGGAACCAAACAGCUGCAACUCGAGCUUCCUCCUGCAUUAACAGAAGGUGCGGAAUUCGAAUUCCUCCACCAAUCUUAUUCAUCAAAAUGAUCGAUUGUCAAACAAUGUGUGUGUGUGUGCAUACAUUCAUGUUCUGUGUGUUGCAGUUGAAUGGAACUCCAUUGCAGAAGUCUAUAACUCAGCAGUUUCAGGAAAUGGGAAAUUUCUCCCGAGUUCUAGAGAUGAAGGAUCAUCCACCCAGCAAAACACUACCACAGCCAUGGAAGAAGACCAGGUUGAAGUGGAGCAGAAUGACCAAUUCAUAAUAAUCAGCACUUCUGAAACUGAAGACCUGCUGGAAGAGAUGCUAACAAUAAGCAACAAUCGAAGUGAUCAUGACAAUAAGAACAACGAGAUCAAACCAGAACGAGGAGCUGGUGCUGAGGAAGAAGGAGAAGUAGAAGAGACUGAAAAACCAGUAUCCAACUCAAUCAAGUCUUCUUCUUCUUCAUUACGUCGGGCAUCCAAAAGACUCGCUGGGCUUGAACCCGAGCUCGAUACCCUUCUGAUAGACCCCACUCCUCCUAGGAAAACAGGGAAGCGGUCAGCCAGACAGAGGUCCAAGCUAUAUACAAAAAGCUUGGAGGUUCCUGAAAUGGACAUCGACAAGGUGGAAGAAAAGCAAGCUGUGGAGAAUGCGGAACAACAACGUAAUGAGCAGAAUGGUGGAGUGCCACCAACACAAGCAGCAGCAGCACCUCCACUAAGGUUUCAUAAGGAGAUGCUGUCAAAGAAUUGCAUUCAGUUUGCACUGAAAGUUCUGAGAUGUGAGUAUGAAGUUACAAAUGAACCCGAGGGGUGUACAGCCAAGCAAUUCUACGAGGAAGCAAUGUCGGAUCCCUUCUUUGAAUAUGCAUGUGAGAAUGUCCCUGAUCCUUCUGAGAUCCUACCUCCCUUGGGGUAUUACAGCAUGGAGAAAGAGUUGGAUGAGUUUGACAGAGAUGUGGAAAGGUGCAAGUCGCUUCCCAAUUUCGGCUUCCCCAUGUCCUUUGAUUCUGAUGUUACUGUCCAUUUUGAGACUCCUCCUGUGAAAGGUGAUAAUGAGUUUGGGAAUGGCAAGCAGGAGCUGGGUUGGAGUGGAGAUCAGCCAAAGAAGGGCAAGUAAUAGAUUUACAGAUGCCAAAGACUUCUUCCUUCCCUGCUUGGUGUUUUCUUAGUUUAAUUUGGCCAUUGAAGGAUAUGUUAGGCAACUAACUUUAA